Homalodisca vitripennis (glassy-winged sharpshooter) is the source of this 3562-nucleotide messenger RNA. Its product is annotated as ankyrin repeat domain-containing protein 29. The coding region runs from base 311 to 1198 and encodes 295 amino acids. The record is from RefSeq and is a predicted model, not a curated record. The transcript is spliced from 9 exons. Gene Ontology annotation, molecular function: protein binding. Lineage: Eukaryota; Metazoa; Arthropoda; Insecta; Hemiptera; Cicadellidae.
UUUGGCCACCAAACGUUUAAGGAAUUCGUUUGUUAAGUUCGUAAGUUUAAGUUAUGUUGUGUGUGUGUUUUUUAUUGAAAUAUAGUGUUUUUGUGUGUGUAGAAUAUAGUGCAGAACAUUUGUUCACUACAUCAAAUCACUAUUUCAGGGCCAUUGCCACUGCCACCUGGACCACAAGAGGAGUGGAUGGCGACGCGCCACGCUGUGCAUAGAAGGCCGUGGCUUGACACUUCUUCCCUCAGUCUGCCUGGUGCGUUCGGUCUAUGCAGCAGUUAGUAUUCUUUGCUGAGGCAACCCGCAUCUUCGCAGAAUGUCUAUGAAGAAAGAGACGCCAAGCGAUGUCCGCCUUCACCUUGCGGCCGUGAACGGCGACCUUAAGGUCAUCCGGAGACUCCUGGACAGCGGCAAGGUCCACGUGGACUGCAGGGACAAGGAGGGUACGACUCCCCUGAUCCUGUCUGCUGCCAAUGGCCACCUGGAAUGUGUCCAGGAAUUGCUGGAGCAAGGAGCAGACCCGGCAGCUAGAAGACUGACAGGAACGACUGCGCUGUUCUUCGCCGCGCAGGCCGGGUACAUGGAUGUCGCGCAGAUCCUUAUCAGUCAUCACGCCCCUGUGGACACUCCGAGUGUGGACGGAGGGACGCCACUAUUCGUCGCCUGCCAAUACGGUAACCAUGAGAUGGUGCAGCUGCUCGUAAGGCACCAAGCCAAAGUCAAUGCCUGCAUGAAGGAUGGAGCGAGUCCGCUGUUCAUAGCUGCGCAGAAUGGUCACCUGCGGGUGGCACAGUUACUGGUGGGUGGUGGGGGAAAGGUGGAUCAGCGCCGCCUGGAUGGAGCCACCCCCCUGUGGAUUGCUGCACAGAUGAAUCACUCGGCAGUGGUUCGGUUACUGCUCAAGUGUGGAGCCGCUGUCGACACUGUCCGUCGUGAUGGAGCCACGCCUCUUUUCAAGGCGUCUCACAAGGGACAUGUAGACGUGGUACAAGAUCUCCUGAAGUACAACCCCUCCCUUGGUCUGCUACCGAACGGAGAGAGUGCUCUUCAUGCAGCCGCAAUGUUCGGACACCUCAGCAUUGUCAAAUUGCUGCUACAUGCUGGUGCCAAUCCCGGGCUGAGAAACGCAGACGGCGUGACUCCAGCGCAGUUGGCAGCCUCCAGCCGGCACAACCACGUGGUGGAGUAUCUCAAACUGCAUUAGCGUUGGCCUCGAGUCUGGCAGUGACAGUGUUGACCUGGGCGAGAUAACUGACUUGCAGAGACUAUGUCAAAUUUACUGCAAACCUUGUAGUGAUGGGUUUACAUCAAGAGCUUGGAUCAGUUAACACAGAGUGUCAAUGUUAGAUCCUCUAGGAUCACGAGAACUGAUAACAAUUCCAAGAAUUGUUGCAGGCAAAGGCUCUCGCUUCCAAGAUAUCUCUUAGAUGAAUGAUAUCCAGUGGGAUAAACCAGGAUCGAAAAUCAAUUUGGAACUUCUACUAUAGAUGAAGACAUGGCUGCACGGUUUCUUAAUGAUAGGCUUUAACAAAUUUUGAUGGUGCUGGAGUUGAAAUGAAAUGAAAAAUUCUUUAUUUAUACAGGUAAAUUUAGAGGAGUUGAAAGAGAUGCUGGAAUAGUCCUGAUAAAUUUUUUGAUUUCGAACAUCACAGUGACUGAUGGAGAUCAAGAUCAAUUAGGCCUAGUGAUUUUAGAAUUUUAUUGGAAAAAUCCAUGUAGGUAACUCAGCUUUAUGAAAUGAGGAUUUUGGAAUCGGAUGUGGUAUCCAGCAAUGGAGAAGGAUCAAUAAAGACUUUUGUUUUUUUUUAGAAUUGGUUAAUAGUUUAGAUAGCAGUGGUGGCAUUGACAUUCCUCGAAUCUGGCAGUGACACUAUUGACCUGGGCGAGAUAACUGACUUGCUGUUAACACAGAGUGUCAAUGUUAGAUCCUCUAGGAUCACGAGGACUGAUACCAAUUCCAGGAAUUGUUGUAGACAAAGGCUCUCGCUUCCAAGAUAUCUCUUAGAUUGAUGAUAUCCAGUGGGAUAAAUCAGGAUUGAAAAUCAUUUCGGAACUUCUACUAUAGAUGAAGACAUGGCUUCAAGUGUUCUUAGUGAUAGUCUUUAACACGUUUUGAUGGUGCUGAAAUUGAAAGAGAUGCUGGAAAAGUCCUGAUAAAUUUUUUGACCUCGGACAUCGCAGUUACUGAUGGAGAUCAAGAUUAAAUUAGUGAUUUUAGAAUUUUAUUGGAAAAAUCCAUGUAGGUAACUCAGCUUGGUGAAAUGAGGAUUUUGGAAUCAGAUGUGGUAUCCAGCAAUGGAAAAGAAUCAAGAAAGGCUUUUGGUUUUUUAGAAUUGGUUAAUAGUUUAGCUAGCAGUGAUGGCAUUGAUAUUCCAGUUCUAGAAUUGUGACAGAAUUUAGUGGAUGGGAAGAACCAGUCAUAUUCAUGGAUGGCUUUUAACUCUUGACGAAACCUCCCAUUUGAUCUUGAACAAUUACCUAAGACUCUGUAGUUGCUAUAGGACUGUAAUUUUCAAUUACUUGACAACAUAAAAGUACUGACUGGUCAAUUCUAGAUCACAAUGCAGAUUUGGUAAUAUUGUGUCAAUUUGACAAUCAAAGAUUAUAGUGAAUCUCUUAUCCAAUAGAUGACCACAUUUAAUGAGUGUUUUAGUUUUAAUAAUUUAGAACACAUUUCUGUAACUAGAGGUAAACUAGGGAAUCUAAUUAAAGCCUUAAGUAUUCAAAGACCCGCCACACAUAGUUCAAAACUGUUUUUACUGCACUUUUUUAUUCCUGAAUACUUUAUCAAUGUUGUAGACAGCUUAAAAAUGUGUUUUUAAAUUUUAUUAUUUGCUCUUUCAGGUAUAAAAUACGAAUUCGUUUUUUUUUUUAUUUAUUUAUUUUUUUUUUAAAGAUGAAACAUAUUUAGAAUUUUUGUUAACUUUUCAAAUGAAAUACCACUCAAGUGUAAAGAAAUCUUCAGUAUUUAAAACUGAACUUCCAUUAAUGAUUUUAGAAGCUGAGGAGUUUUUUUUAAUACAAUAUUUAAAAAUCUCUUCACAAAAUUUUAAAUACACACUGUCAAAAUCAGUCUCCAUUUUAUUUUUAUUAAUUUUUUAACUUAGGUUUUACAACAGAGAAAUUGUCGCCUAUUAAUUCUGUUGUUUUUCAACUCCUACGGAAGUAAAUUAGGCAAUUUUACAGAGCACUCUGCGAUGAGUAUAGCCUACACACUAGGCUACACAAUUAUAAAUUCUACUCUUGUACCUCUCUUUGUUUAUUUUAUAAAUACUGUGUAUUUGCAGUAGACAAUUAAUUUCAUAAUCAAAUUAAGUUAAUUGAAACACCUAAUUAAGUGUUCAGUUUAGUAGUAAUGUCCAUAGCGUAGAACAAUUUGCUCAAAUAGGUUUUAUGUCCAGUUUUAACACCUUACUAAUUUUACUACGAUAACUAAUAAAGUAAGUUGUACAAAUUGUAUAUACUUUUAAUUACACAGCUUCGGGCGUUUCCGUCCAAUUGUACAUUCUUCUGUUAUUGUUAUACUUUGCUUGAGAUCUGUUAUUGAGAAAUAAACGUUUUUAUUGUU